Messenger RNA from Rhipicephalus microplus (southern cattle tick), 850 nucleotides. RefSeq lists its product as uncharacterized. NCBI's taxonomy places the organism in Eukaryota, Metazoa, Arthropoda, Arachnida, Ixodida, Ixodidae. The record is from RefSeq and is a predicted model, not a curated record.
GACAAAACAGCAGGCCUUCAAAGACUUUCCGAUCGCGAGAAACUGAUUAUUGAUCAGUGCGUGAUGAAGGCAAACGCGAAGUCUGCAAGAGCCGUACGGUAUAAGAAAGACUGGUUAUAUGACUGCCUGCUUUUGAAAACGAAGUCCACAUCUGUGUAUACAUAUCUCCAAGAGAACAACUUUCUACCCUUGCCAAAUCCACGCACACUCUACUGCUGUAUGAAGAGCUUGAAAGCCGAUUUUGGCUUUGAUGCGCAUGUAUUUACUGUGCUCAAGGAAAAGCUGCUCACUUCCCCUGAAAGUGAACGACGAGGUGUGCUCGUGUUCGACGAAAUGAGUGUCAGGAAAAGUUUGCACGUCCGAGAGUCUGACAUGAAAGUCGUUGGUAAGGUUGACUUUGGAGAACAUACCAGGCCAGCAGACCGUGAAAAGGAUGCUGAUCAUGUUUUGGUCUUCCUGUUUCGACCCUUUCUGGGGGGAUGGUCGCAGACUGUGGGUACCUUUUGUGCAUCAAGUGCUGCCCCGGGAUCAAUACUUGCAAAGCUUGUGCUUCAGUGCAUUGUACACUUGUGUAAUGCUGGCGCAGUUAUAGAUGCUGUGACAUGUGAUAAUUCAACUACCAAUCUACUUGAGGUCCUUAGGUAAGUGUUUAACACACAAGCUCUGCUGCAGACUAUCUGGAAAGGUAUAAUUUAUUAGUUGCUCAUUUCUUUCAGGAAUUCGUGGUGACAUGAAAGACCAGCAGGUGUCGUUUCAGCACCCAUGCGACCCCUCUAAAGUGAUCUAUGCUAUCAUUGAUCCACCACACAUAUUUAAAUGUAUUAGAAAUAACCUGCAGAAAGUUGGGAAG